AGUGUGGCACGCGAAACAUUUCAUGAGACAGGCGAGACGGAAGAUUCAUUUCAUCAGUUCACGUUCAGUUUAUCGCGGGAUUCGGCACGAGCGAACGUACUUCGCGCGCGGGCCGAAUCAUAACCUCAACCUCAACGCAAAUUUUAGUGAAAACUUUCACCCGUUGAAUGAAACCCUUUCGGUAGUGCCAAAAAUUACCACUUUCCCUCCUACCUAGUGUUGCUUCCUGAAAGUGAGUGUUUUUCCGACGUGACAGUGUUGUGUUUACAAGUUGUAGCGGAAUAGGAAUAGCAUUGUGGAACUUCAUGCUGUGCGGUUUGUUUAAAGUUUGUGAACGUUUUGUGCGGCCGUGAACUUGGAAAAAAAAGUUAUCUUAGGUAGCCAUUGAAGUGGCAAUUUCAGCGGGAAACUUUCCACUGGGGCCGGGCGGUUGACGGCUUCAAGCUGGCCUCUUCGGGCAGCCCGGCGCAGCCGGUGCAGUGGCGCAUGCGCAGAAAACCAGGUAAACUAUCUAUUCACGUAUUGGUUGCUAAUCUAUAAUGGACGAUGCGAAUAAGAGCUAAGGACAUUCAGGUAUCAGUACAAAUACUGCUGAAUUCACAUAAUAUCAUGUGUACAAACGCACAAUUCUAAGUAAUCCGUGUGUGUUCAUUUCCAUUAAAUCUUCAUCAUGUAGCUCAUCAAAUUCAACUGAUACUUAUUCUGUUUGCGGAGUAUCGUAAAUUGUUUUGUUUCCUGUGUCGUUUUCAAUUAGUUCAUUCAUUAUUUGCCCGCGUCGUGCUGCUAUCGCGCGUGUUGUUGAUACGUGGAGUCCGCUCGGGGCGCGGGCAGUGCGUUGUGCGUCUCGGAGUCACCAGCAUACGGCUUGGCGCUCUGUUUAUUGUGUUUAUUCGUGCAAUUGCGGCGUGUGGGCUGCACUGUGUUAUGUCUGUUUAUCUUUACUCCGGUCGCUUCUGUGUGUGAGUCUGAAGAAGGGGCUCCGAGUAUCAGCGGAGUGGCGGCGUGCGUGUGUGCGUGCGCGCGCGAGUGUGCGGCAGGCGCGGCGGCGGCGGGCGCGACUCGCGAGGCGCCAGUUCACUGCGAAGCGCCGCGGGGCUGCCACGCUCGUGCUUCUUACGUUCGUAACUCGUGAUCCAGUAACUUUGUAAAGUGGAAACUUUUCAACGCAAUUCCGGACGGAUUCCAUGUUCGAGCACAGUUUUGAGUGUCGAGUGGAAGCCGCGACGCGAGCGCGUGCACGUGGUAGUGGCACGCAUUAUCGCCAGUGUUAGACUCGAUCUAUUUUUGAAUAUUCUCUAAACGUUUCACCGUGAAGUUUUCGAAACAGGGACCGUGAUAGUCGGGUGAACGGCCGCAGUGUGCACCCGCUGCAUCACGUCCCAGGUUUCUAGUGCUUUUGUUGACGGAUAACAUUACAUUUGUGUUGUUAACCUCUGCCAUCGAAUCCAAGAGACGUUAUCUUGACAUUUGCGCGGCGCGGUGUCGCCAGUUUAAUCUUUCCCUGGGAGGGUGAUGGCUUCGUGUGAUUAGUGGUCUUGUAGUGGCGCGCGUAGUGUUGUUCCGUGAAUAGUGGCUACUAGUGUUGUGCAGUGAUGUGACGUGGUGGUCAGUGGUCGGAAUGUUCACGAAGCAGUCCCGCGCCCCCGAGCGGUGCCGCCGCGCUCAUUCGCACAGAGCCAGCAAGAAGAAGCCACUUCCGCACACGCCUUGGAAAUUAUUGAUGAAUUGCCCACUCGUUAAAAAAUGUUUUGGCCUCCAGCUCCGCAGCAUCGAGGAGCCGGCGGGGGCGGGCGCGGGGGGCGGGGGCGGGGGCAUGCCGGCGCCCUCGUGCUACGACGCCGAGUGUGCCCGCACCGAGGCCUGGCUGGACGAGAACCAGGAGUUCGUGCAUGACUAUUUUUUAAGGAAGGCGACGCGGCAGGUGGUGGACGCGUGGCUCGUGUCGCACGCCACGCCGCCCAGCGCCGAGCUCGCCUCGCCCUCGCGCGCCGGCUCCAGCUCCGGCGCCACCACGCCCGUCAGAAAGAUAUCAGCGCACGAGUUCGAGCGCGGCGGGCUGCUGAAACCGCUGGUGACGACCGUGGACGGCACGCCGACGUUCCUGGGGGACCCGCCGCAGCAGCACACGUUGCCAGCGCGCCCGCAGCGCCGCUCCCGGCACGAGCUGCGACAGCUCGACGAGAAGGAGCUUAUCUUUGAGCUGGUGAAAGACAUCUGCAACGAGCUUGAAGUCCGGGAACUCUGUCACAAGAUCCUGCAGAAUGUGUCCACACUGCUGGACGCGGACCGAGGCUCGCUGUUCCUCGUGCAGGGGGACAAGACCGCCGCCGACAACCAGAAUGGCAGAUGUCUCGUGUCAAAACUCUUCGACGUGUGCUCCAAGUCGACCCCUGAACAAAUGGAGAAGCUGGAGGAGAUCAGGAUCCCGUGGGGCAGCGGCAUCGUGGGCUACGUGGCCGAGAGCGGCGAGCCCGUCAACAUACCCGACGCGUAUAAGGACGAGCGGUUCAACCACGACAUCGACCAGCAGACGGGGUACAAGACGCGCUCGCUGCUCUGCAUGCCCAUCAAGGACAUCAACGGAGAGGUCAUCGGCGUGGCGCAGGUCAUCAACAAACAGAACGACGGUCCGUUCACUUCGUACGACGAGAAGGUGUUCUCCGCCUACCUGCAGUUCUGCGGCAUCGGGCUCCGGAACGCGCAGCUGUACGAGCGGUCCCAGCUGGAGGUCAAGCGGAACCAGGUGCUGCUGGACCUGGCGCGCAUGGUGUUCGAGGAGCAGAGCACGAUCGAGCACAUGGUGCUGCGGAUCCUGACACACACGCAGAGCCUCAUCCGGUGCCAGAGGGUGCAGGUGCUGCUAGUCCACGAGGCGUCCAAGGGCAGCUUCUCCCGCGUGUUUGACCUGGAGGCGGGCGACGCGGCGGACCCCGGCACGCCGCGGACGCAUCCCUAUGAGAGCCGCUUCCCCAUCAAUAUAGGGAUCACGGGCUAUGUGGCUACUACUGGGGAGACGGUGAACAUUCCGGAUGCAUAUUUGGACGCGCGGUUUGACCCCUCCGUAGACGACGGCACGGGGUUCAAACACAACACGAUACUCUGCAUGGCCAUCAAGAAUUCCGAAGGACGAAUCAUCGGCGUCAUACAGCUGGUGAACAAAUUCGACGGUCUUCUGUUCACGAAGAAUGACGAGAACUUUGUGGAGGCUUUCGCGAUAUUCUGCGGAAUGGGGAUCCACAAUACACACAUGUAUGAAAAGGCUAUCACGGCCAUGGCUAAGCAGAGCGUUACGCUUGAUGUCUUAAGUUACCACGCAUCAGCAUCAAUGGACGAUGCCCAAAGAUUACGGAACUUAUUUUUGCAGACCCUCCGGAUACCUUCGUCCGUUUUCUUCAGCCUUCACGAGCUAGUGUUCGAUGACAUAGACAUGACAGAUGACGACACGCUCAGGGCUUGCCUGCGAAUGUUCCUAGAUCUAGACUUUGUGGAGCGGUUCCAUAUAGACUACGGGGUGCUGUGUCGGUGGCUGCUCAGCGUGAAGAAGAACUACCGGAAUGUUACGUAUCACAACUGGCGGCACGCGUUCAACGUUGCACAGAUGAUGUUCGCUAUUUUAACGGAAACGCAAUGGUGGAAAAUAUUCGGUGAACUGGAAUGUUUGGCGCUAAUCAUUGGCUGUUUGUGCCACGAUCUUGAUCAUCGAGGGACCAAUAACUCUUUUCAGAUCAAGGCGUCAUCACCUCUAGCCCAGCUAUAUUCCACAUCGACCAUGGAACACCACCAUUUCGACCAGUGUCUCAUGAUCCUCAACUCGCCCGGAAACCAGAUACUGGCGCAUUUGUCCUCGGAUGACUACGAGAAGGUCGUCAAAGUACUCGAAGAUGCUAUUCUGUCUACAGACCUGGCUGUGUACUUUAGUAAACGCAACGCGUUCAUCGACCUGGUGAGCACGGAGCGGGUGGUGACCCCGACGUGGGGCGAGUGCGAGCAGCGGCGCGGGCUGCUGCGCGCCAUGUUGAUGACGGCGUGCGACCUGGCGGCCAUUACCAAGCCCUGGCCGGUGGAGCGGCGGGUGGCCGCUCUGGUGGCCGGCGAGUUCUUCCGGCAGGGAGAUUUGGAACGGCAGAAUUUGAACUUGACGCCUAUUGACAUCAUGAACAGAGAUAAGGAAGACGAGCUGCCGGCGAUGCAGGUCAAGUUUAUCGACACCAUCUGCUUGCCUAUUUAUGAGGCAUUCGCAGUCCUAUCACCAGCUCUACAACCGAUGCUAGAUCGGGUGAAAAUCAAUCGUGCUCACUGGAUCGACCUCUCCAGCAGUGAUAACAAACUAGACUACAACAUGGAAAAAGAACUUCCGGACAAAAAUGACAAAUCUAGCAUCAGUUCCCAAAAUGUGGACGACACAGAAAACACUUACGAGGGAGACAGCAGUGGCGCUGUCAGUUUAUCCUCGGAAACUAAUUCCAAAUACGACAAUUUAGAGAACCCAGUUGUUGGACUUCUAAGUAAUAACUCUUUGGCGCUGGCAAGGGAACCUAAUAAGUUCUGCCAGCUCAAUGAUAUGAAUUAAGUGGUGAAGUUGAAAACAGACACUUUGGUCCAGUUGUUAAUACUUGACCAAGUCCACUCUCUGAAAUAGAUUUCACAUACCUACCCGAAAACAACGGAUUGUUAACUGGUAGGCUCUGUCUGUACUAUAUUAUUACUUAUAAUGUCCUAAGUAGACAAUCUUAUACAUAAAGUAAGAAUAUUUAAAAAAUAACUUCAGAAGAGUGGAUAGUUUUCUGCGUAUCCUGGAGGUGAUUUGUCCUGAACCUCAAUGAUCGUAGGCCAAUAGAGAAUAUUAUACAAAUCGUCCGCUAGAUUAUAAGUCUCGUACAGUAAGGUACUCCUGACUUUGCAAACUCAUUCUAUAGCAGUUACUUCUCCUUGUUCCUACUUGAUAAAUACUGCUUGCAUUUUUUUCCUUUCCUAUUUUAUAAACUACU
This is a messenger RNA of Plutella xylostella (diamondback moth), 4988 nucleotides long. Lineage: Eukaryota; Metazoa; Arthropoda; Insecta; Lepidoptera; Plutellidae. The record is from RefSeq and is a predicted model, not a curated record.